GCAGUCAGGGAAUUUGGGUCGUCUUUCAUUACCCACAACUAGUCACAGGUGCUGUCAAAAUAAAUAGUCUGUUAUCAGCCAGAUGUAGUAAACGGACCGAUGUGAGGAAGGAAGUGAAGAGGUAAACAAGAAUUCGAUCUGUGAGAAGCUCGGCUGUCAGCAAUUACUACUAUUCGUAAUAUUUUGGGUUUGUCUGUGAGAAUUGAGAUAUGUGAGAAUCUAGCGGGAAAGGACGGGUUGCGCCAUAUGACACUGACGUCGCAGAACAGGAAUUGUGAACAGGCACCACGAUGAUACAAUGGCAAUCGGGGCCAAUUUGCAGUUGAAGGAUGUAUUCGAAAAAGAAAGAUUUCCCAAGUCCAAUUGGCAGUUUAUAUUAUUAGUUGUUUACUUCCCGUUCGGUCUUGUAAUCUUUGUACUGAGAUUUUUUAUCUGCCUCCAUACUUGCUUGGUCGGACUCCUUCUCACCCACACGCCUUUGAUAAGAAGUUGUGUGCUGCGUAUGCUCUGCCUCGUAUUGGGUGUGAACGUCGAGCAGGAUAACAAGAAAGAACGGGACAAAUCGGCCAAAGUGAUCGUCUCAAACUGUGUCACGAGAUUCGAUCACAUCGCGUUCCACCUUUUGACAGGCUGUGUAACUCACACAAAAUGGGAAGGGUUUUUGCCUGUGAGCAUAAUCCCGGGCCUGCACGAUUUCAGCCAUGAUGGAAAUAAUUUAAUACAGAGCCUUCGAGCACAGAUUGAUAAAGAUGACAGGCCAGUUUUAAUUCAGCCUGAAGAAACUACUUCUGGAAAAGAAUGUUUACUCAAGUUCAAAACAACUGCUGCUCAACUCUGUAACAGGGUACAGCCGGUGGCUGUCUUCACAGAGAGGUCUAUAUGGGCCAACACAGCCCCUACGGUUCUGGGCUCUUCAGCGUUUUUGGACUUCUUCUGGUUCCUCUUCUCACCACACACUGUCUUUAAAAUCAAGUAUUUAGAUGUUUUAACUCGGAAACCGGACGAAACUGAUGAUGCCUUUACAGAAAGAAUGAGAACACAAAUCGCUACCGCUUUGUCAUACAAAACUGCACCUUAUACUGCUAGUGAUAAAGCAGAAUAUGAAAAACGAUACUUGGAUGAGUUAAACCAGCGUGUACUUGUCCUUCCUCCUUUUGCUAACGUGCGACAGCCAUCUCCAGAAUUACUACGCAUGGCAACUCAAGUUUCCGAAGUGUUGCCAAACGUACCUAGAGAUGUGAUUUUACGAGAUUUAGGACGGACAAGAUCUGUUGAUGUAACUAUAUCCAACAUUCUCGAAGGCGUUGUUACUUUCACGCCUUUGACACACGGGCAUUCUUCUACAGUCGUGCACAGGCCACCUACUACACCUUCGCCAGCUUCUGGAACAAGUGGAAGAAUGAGUGAUUCCAUAUUUUCACGUUCUUCUCAAGACAGAAUGGCCUCGUUUAUGGAAAGGAAAGCGAAGAUGAUUGAAGCGGCGAGGCGUCGCUACAUAGAGAAGAAGGGGCUUCAAGGGCUAAUUGACAACUCCAGUGUUACUAGUACACAACAUUGAAAAUAUUAAAAAAAAAUAAAACAGGCUGAAAAAAAAUGCAAAUGAAAAGAGAAUAUAUUAUCAAACAAAUAAGCAGGGGUGGAAAAAAAGGUUCGGUGCCUCAAAGACUUUUUUCAUUGUUGUUUUAAGGGGAAAUUUUAAAAUUUACGUUUUAAAAUGGGUUCAUAAAGUCAUUUUCGUUAAAAAUGGGAGAGGGGAAGAUUUAAAAACGAAAAUAAAUAAGAUAAAGGCCGUUUUUCUUCGCCAAACAGAUAUGAUGAAAAUGAUAACAUCUAAAGCACUAUAUUUUUGAUUUUAUUUUGUAUUAUAUACAUUGAAUUAAAUUAAAAUGUAGCAAUGUCAUCAUUUACUUGAAAAAAAGGUGAGGAAAACUAAUAAUAGGAAGUGCCACCAAUAGCUAUCUGAGAUUAGGUGUUAGAUUAAAGAAAAAUGAACAAAAUAUAAGAAUAUACAUGCAUUAUAUAUUAUGUAAAUAUGUAAUUCAUGUUUAUUUGCUAUUAAUGUUUAUCAGUUUCUACUUAAAAAGUCAAUUCUCUGUGACAUUUUUAUUCCUGCUUAAAUAGACUGAAUGUGUGGCUGUUGUACAUCUGUAUAUAUAUUUCAUGUUAUUAUUUUA
Cimex lectularius (bed bug) is the source of this 2174-nucleotide messenger RNA. RefSeq names its product ancient ubiquitous protein 1-like. Gene Ontology annotation, cellular component: membrane. The record is from RefSeq and is a predicted model, not a curated record. The transcript is spliced from 11 exons. The coding region runs from base 299 to 1558 and encodes 419 amino acids. NCBI's taxonomy places the organism in Eukaryota, Metazoa, Arthropoda, Insecta, Hemiptera, Cimicidae. Gene Ontology annotation, molecular function: ubiquitin binding.